AUGCACGAUCAAUAUGGACCCAUUGUUCGCGUUGCACCGACACAACUUUCCUACAUCACGGCUGAGGCAUGGAAAGACAUCUAUGGCUCUCACGCAGGGCAGGCACAAAAUCCAAAAGACCAAAGAAUGCUUAUAGCACCGCACAAAGGCAUGCCGGACCACAUUCUUAGGGCGAAUGAUGCCAAUCAUAGCCGUUAUCGACGGCUCAUGGCUUACGCAUUCUCUGCGAAGGCGCUUGAGGACCAACAGUCACUGAUUACGGCGUACGUGGAUAUUCUGAUCGAGCGACUGAAGGAGAAUGCAAACAAUGCUCAGAACAUGACCGCAUGGUAUAACUGGACAACUUUCGACAUUAUUGGCGACCUCACGUUCGGUGAAUCUUUCCAUGGUUUGCGCGAUCAAUGCUGGCAUCCUUUUGUUGAAACCAUUACUGAAGGUAUUGAAGUAGGAGCCGCUAUCACUGCUAUUUCAUACUAUGGACUUGGAUUUGUCUUGCAGUACCUAACCCCAAAAUUUAUGCUAGAUAAGUUCGAGCGAAUGCAAGCGUAUACGAGGGAAAAGGUUGAGUCUCGCCUGCAGCGCGGCACUGAGAGACCUGACUUCAUGUCAUUCAUUAUGCGAAACGACAAAAAAGGGCAGCAGAUGAGCAAGGAUGAGCUAGAGGUUAAUGCAGAAAUCCUGGUACUUGCGGGAAGCGAGACAGCAGCUUCACUUCUUGCAGCAGCUACAUAUUAUCUAUGCACGAAUCGCCAGACACUCGAAAAGGUAACUUCGGAGGUCCGGGAUGCAUUUGAAACUGACCAAGACAUGGAUAUGCACUCGUUAGCCAAGCUGGAUUACCUACUGGCGGUCCUAAAUGAGUCUCUGCGGCUAUAUCCGCCAGUGCCGAGUGCUGUACCAAGAAUCACCGUGAACGGCGGUAGAAUUUCUGGCCAAUGGGUGGCGCCGGGAACAAUAAUCGGCAUCUUCCAAUUUGCUGCCUUCCACUCUCCGUCUAACUUUCACGAGAGCGAAGCAUUGGUGCCUGAACCUGGCUUCCUAACCCACCCGCUGAGUUCCGUGAGGACAACAAAGAUGUGGCUGGCUCACCUUGAGAUGCGGCUUAUCCUAGCCAAGGUCCUCUGGAAUUUCGACCUCUCAUUAGAGGAGGAGAGCAAACACUGGACCAAUCAGAGGAUGCAUAUCGUUUGGCAGAAAGGACCGCUCAUGGUGAAGCUUACGCCAGUGGACAGGACAGAGAAGGUCAAGUCGGGUUGA
Endocarpon pusillum Z07020 is the source of this 1257-nucleotide messenger RNA. RefSeq lists its product as uncharacterized. The coding region runs from base 1 to 1257 and encodes 418 amino acids. The record is from RefSeq and is a predicted model, not a curated record. NCBI's taxonomy places the organism in Eukaryota, Fungi, Ascomycota, Eurotiomycetes, Verrucariales, Verrucariaceae. Gene Ontology annotation, molecular function: iron ion binding; heme binding; monooxygenase activity. The transcript is spliced from 3 exons.